Messenger RNA from Halichondria panicea, 2821 nucleotides. RefSeq names its product tripartite motif-containing protein 2-like. Lineage: Eukaryota; Metazoa; Porifera; Demospongiae; Suberitida; Halichondriidae. Gene Ontology annotation, molecular function: zinc ion binding; ubiquitin protein ligase activity; protein binding. The coding region runs from base 229 to 2472 and encodes 747 amino acids. The record is from RefSeq and is a predicted model, not a curated record. The transcript has 2 exons.
ACUAGGUUAUCUAACCGCGGCACUUAGGGCCUGACACGAGUGGUGAUAGUGAAGUUCACCAGACUCUUGCAAAGAGGCUGGAAAUCGAGACUAUAAAAUCUGAUGCGGGCGGUGGACCAGAAACCGGAGUAUCACUUGGAGUGGCCUAACACAAAGCCUCCUUUCUUCAGCUCAGCUCUUCACUUCAGAUAUCGCCCAGUAAAAAACCUUCGAUAAAUUCUCAAAGCCAUGGCCGAGAGAGUGACGACAAAAGAAGCUCUCAAGAAACUCGAUGCUCAACUCGAAUGCUCCCUUUGUCUCGACACUUUCAAGCAGCCGAAACUCUUGCCUUGUUUUCACGUAUUUUGCAAGUCCCCGUGUCUGGAGAAACUAGUGACCAAGGAUGGACCCUCCCUCACUUGUCCCACCUGUCGACACAUUGUCCCACUGUCAGAGAGGGGAGUGGCUGGACUGCAAUCAGACUUCCACAUCGACCACUUGUUUGAGAUACAAGAUUCUUUCAACAAGGCCAAGGAUGAGAAUGCUACAAAUUGUGGCAACUGUGAGAAUGGCAAAGCCACCGGAUACUGUAACGAUUGUGGGGACUUUUUGUGUGACAAGUGUCAAGCUGCUCACAAGAUAGUUAAAUACACACGUGAACAUAAACUAAUUUCGUUAGAUGAACUCAAAGCUCAAGUGACUAGCCUGGUUCCCCCAAAGAAAGCCGUCCCCCAUUGCCCCAAACACUCGGAGAAUUCCCUCAAGAUAUACUGUGAUACCUGCUCCACUCUCAUUUGCACGGACUGCACCAUUCGUCUCCACAAAGAUCACAACUACGACCUGGUGGCUGAUGUGCUGACCAAGCACAAAGAAGAACUUGUCUCCAGUCUCAAACCAGUCAAAGAGAAGCUGGACAGUGUAAAACGAGCUCUGAAGGACUUUGACGCAAGAGCCAAGGCAAUCCACGAUCAGAGGGCCACGAUUGAAGCUAACAUCCACAAGGAGAUUGACGAACAACAUCAACUGUUGGACCAACGAAGGGCAGAGGUUGUGGAAGAGCUAGAGAUGCUGACUCAGCAGAAGCUGAAGGAUCUGGCGGCACAGAAGGACCAAGUGGAGAUCACUCAAGUGAAACUGACCAGCUGUCUGGAGUACGCUAAAGGGGGUCUCAAAACAGGCACAGACGGUGAAGUACUCGAAAUAAAAUCUUCCUUUGUUAAGAGAGUUAAACAAAUCACUGCAGAAUUCGAAUCAUAUGCUAUUCAGCCAGAGACAAAGGCUGACAUGGAACUGAUCACUGAAGGAAAAGAACCUCUCAAACAAGCUUACCAAGAUUUCCUAGAAGUUGAUCACAAUCGAUCAUUCAGCUUAGAGAACAGCCACAUGACAGGAGAUUGUCUGAAAGAUGCUACCUCUGAAGAAACAAAAACUUUAUCCUAUCAAGCAAUGACCAAAAAUAACAAGAAAUUCAAAGACAAACUUAACCUCAAAGCUGAACUUGUGCAUAUCGAAAGCAAAGGCAUAUUGAAAUGUGAAGUGAUCAAGGAACCACAUGGCCAACACAAGAUCAACUAUCGCCCUGUGAAACGAGGAAAGCAUGAACUACACAUCACUGUCAAUGGGGACGCAGUACGAGACAAUCCAUUCCCAAUAGCUGUAGCCCCAUCACCACAGAGCUUCGGCAAGCCUUCCCGAGUUGUACGAGGUGUGAAAAAACCACAAGGCACUGUCUUCAACAGUAAGGGACAGUUGGUUGUUGUUGGAGGUGAUGGAACUACUGUCUCUGUAUUGACACCAGAGGGUGAGAAGAUACGAACGUUUGGACAGCUGAAUAAUGCAAGAGGAGUGACUGUCGACAAAGACGACAACAUGUAUGUUGUGGAGACCGGCAAUCAUCGUGUGAAAAAGUUCUCAUCUGACGGAGAAUUUAUGGCAGCUGUUGGUAGUCACGGCAGUGGUAACCUUAAGUUUCUGCACCCUAUUGGUAUCUGUUAUAGCAGAAGAGACAACAACCUGUAUGUGGCUGAUCGGAGUAACCACAGAAUACAAGUGCUCUCUACUGAACUUAAUUUCGUUCAAUGUUUUGGCGCACAAGGCAAUGGGAACAAACAAUUAUAUAAUCCACGGCAUGCAACAUUUGAUAGUGCCAACAACCUUUAUGUGACUGAUAACGGUAACCAUCGAGUACAAGUCUUCACUGCUGAAGGUCAAUUCCUGAGAACCUUCUCACAAAAAGCCAACGGUAGGAAGCUGAGUUGUCCCUAUGCCAUAGCCAUCGACAGCAGUGACACAGUGUACGUCAGUGAGAAUGGAUCACAUCAUGGACCACAUCAUGUGAGCGUGUUCACAUCUCAGGGAGCCUACAUCACCACGUUUGGUGGACUUGGAACGAAAGAGGAACAGUUUAAUAACAUUUAUGGACUUUCGAUUGAUAGCAAUGAUUCUGUUGUUGUGUCCGAUCAAGGCAACUGGCGACUGCAGAUAUUCAAAUGAGAUAGCUAGUGCAGCUAGUCAAGCCAAGAACUUUAAGUGGACUGUGUUUGUAGGUAGCUAAUUAGCGGUAAUAAUUUAAUUGUUAGCUGCGUUGUUCUAAUGUAUGUUUGUCCAUGUUUCUAUCAAACUAGGACAGCUUACAUGUUUAUUUGAUAUAUUAUGUGCACUUGUAGCCUAUUGUGAAAUCCAAUUUUGUUUUCGUUAUAUCAGCUGUGGGAUUUUUUGUGAAUGUGCUUCAACACAAUCAUGCAUGAUUCAAACUUUACUUUUUUCUUAACACAAAUACAGCUCUGCGGUACAACCUAGAGGCGGAGUGGCGUAAUAGAUACCCCGGGGGAAGGACACCGUA